Messenger RNA from Contarinia nasturtii (swede midge), 2777 nucleotides. RefSeq names its product poly(A) polymerase type 3 (gene hrg). The coding region runs from base 929 to 2728 and encodes 599 amino acids. Gene Ontology annotation, cellular component: nucleus. The record is from RefSeq and is a predicted model, not a curated record. Lineage: Eukaryota; Metazoa; Arthropoda; Insecta; Diptera; Cecidomyiidae. Gene Ontology annotation, molecular function: RNA binding; poly(A) RNA polymerase activity. The transcript is spliced from 4 exons.
UGAGUGUCAAGCAUAACAUGCUCGUUUCAGAUUGUAUUUUUCCUCAAUCGGUACCGAAAUCAUUGUCAAAAUAAACAUAAAAAUUCGAAUUUUCAUUUUCAAUAAGUUCGUAGUUAUCUGUGUUUAUUUAAACUAAAAAAAAUUCAAAGACAUUUCAAUACACUGCAAAAGAAUUUUGUAAAAAAAUUUCAUUGUUCAGCAGUUUGAGUGAUUAUGUGCGCGGCGUAGAAAAAAAAGACAUCAACACAAACAAUUACGAAUCACACAAAAUUUGUUUAGUAAACAAAAGAUAAAUAAGAACGAGAACAAGAAAAUUUGGUGUCAUUUACUUCGUUUUAUAUAGAGACAAUUUUGUUCAUAAGAACCGUUCGAUAAAAGAAAACAGUGCAUUUGUAUUGAAUAUUAUAAACAAACAAGUGACAGAGCAAGAGAAAAGGCACACUUGAUAUAUCAACCUGCCGGCAUUUUUCUGUUUAGUGGUGUUUUAAACGUAUUAUACAAAAUUUAUGUCAUUUUAAUUUAUUUCUUUGCAUUUUAUUUGCGAUAAAACAAAAGACUUCAUAGUUAAGUUAGUUAAUAUUCACGAAAAAAAUAGAAUAUAUUCGAAAAUAGAGUGAGAACAUAAAAUUGAUUGUUUAUUUCCGUUGCGGUCAAAUGUGAGAAAACGAGUUGAAAGCGGCACAUAGUAUACUUAGAUUUGAAGACAACUCCAUUCAAGAAAUUGAGGCGUUUUAUUUGUUUUAUCUGCAAUUCUUCUACUCAACCGACAACUAUCAAAAGAUCUGUAGAUCUCACCUGAAGAAAACGUGAACUACACUGACAUAACUACAUUAGUCCAAGUGUUGAAUCAGAGAGUUGUGAUAAAUAAACAAAACAUUUCUUCAGCGCCAGUACAUCAUUUGGACACUGCAGCGUCUUGAGGCAAUACAUGUUAGUGAUUAAAACGCAAAAAGAGAAUACCAUGUGGAAUUCAGAUUCGCAACGGCAACAGGGCCAAAAUUCAUCAUCGCAAGCGCAGAAUGGCAAUGCGACACGAAAUUAUGGCAUGACAUCGGCGAUUAGUAUCGCAUCCCCGAAACCCGAAGACAUUGAGGCGACCAAUGAAUUACGAAAAUGCCUAGAACGUUUUAACGUAUUUGAAUCAGAUACAGCACUAAAUCAUCGUAUGGAAAUUUUGGCCAAAUUAAAUACAAUGGCCAAUGCAUUCAUAAAAGAUUUAUCGAUAAAUCAAAAUGUACCGGUUGAAAUGGCAUCAAAGCUUGGCGGACGAAUUCAUACAUUCGGCUCAUAUCGGCUUGGCGUACAUUCACCGGGCGCUGAUAUUGAUGCAUUAUGCGUUGCACCACGUAAUGUGACACGCGAAGAAUUCUUCACAUUAUUUACAGAUGUGUUGAAAAAACAACCAGAAGUGACCGAAUGUCGUGCGAUUGAAGAAGCAUUUGUACCGGUCGUAAAAAUGAACUUUGAUGGCAUCGAAAUUGAUUUGUUAUUUGCACGUCUUGCGCUCAAAGAAAUUCCGGAUGAUUUUGAUUUAAGCGAUGACAUGCUGUUGAAAAAUUUGGAUCAAAAAUGCGUACGAAGCUUGAAUGGUUGCCGUGUAACCGACGAAAUACUCAGACUCGUACCGAUCAUUGAAAGCUAUCGCCUUGCAUUACGGGCAAUCAAAUUAUGGGCGAAAAGACGUGAAAUCUAUUCAAAUUCAUUGGGAUAUUUUGGUGGUGUGUCAUGGGCAAUGCUUGUCGCACGCACCUGUCAAUUGUAUCCAAAUGCAGCAGCCGCAACAAUUGUUCAUAAAUUUUUCUUAGUUUUUUCACGUUGGACAUGGCCAAAUCCUGUUCUCUUGAAACCACUUGACAAUGCAAAUCUUGGCUUUCAAGUAUGGGAUCCGAGAACAAGUGUUGCCGAUCGCUAUCAUCAGAUGCCGAUUAUUACACCAGCCUAUCCACAACAAAAUUCAACAUUCAAUGUAUCGGCAUCUACAAAACGGGUUAUUCAAAUGGAAUUUGAGCGUGGCUAUCAAAUUACCGAAGAAAUUAUGAUGGGAAAAGCUACAUGGGAGAAGCUAUUCGAAGAACCAAACUUUUUUCAUAAAUAUCGACAUUUUCUUGUGCUUUUGGUGAGCUCACAAACGGCAGAAGAUCAUUUAGAGUGGUGUGGUUUAGUUGAAUCAAAAGUUCGUUAUUUGGUUGGAAAUUUAGAGCGUAAUCAAUAUAUUAGUUUAGCACAUGUGAAUCCAAAAUGUUUUGAUCGUCAAGAGAAGCAAGCCACAUUGAAUGGUUCAAUAACUGAUGCAAAUGAUAAAUUGGUCACCGCACCAUACUGUUCAAUGUGGUUUAUUGGUAUGGAAUUCAAGAAAACGGAGAACUUAAAUGUCGAUCUCACCGAAAGUAUUCAAAACUUUACGAAUUUAGUACAUAAACAUGCGACAAGCAUUAGUUUACAAAAAGAAGGUAUGGAAAUUGAGGCACGACACGUGCGCCGAAAACAGCUUAAUGUCUAUCUCGAUAAAGAGAUACUUAAUCGAAAGAGUUCCGAUUCAACGCCAACGCCGACAACGACAAAUGCACCAUCAUCGGUACCAAGCGCUAGAAAACGAGCAUCGACUGAAGUCACACAACAGCAAACACAAUCACAACAAUCACCACCACAACAACAACCACAAACACAUCAUAAUGACUCAACUCAAACGAUAAAAAGACAAAGGACUAUGGACAUUGAAAAAAUAUGAAGAGAAAUAAAUAUGAAAAUAAGAACGAAAAACAGAAAAAAAACAUAAA